Messenger RNA from Neurospora tetraspora, 563 nucleotides. RefSeq lists its product as uncharacterized. NCBI's taxonomy places the organism in Eukaryota, Fungi, Ascomycota, Sordariomycetes, Sordariales, Sordariaceae. The transcript has 2 exons. The coding region runs from base 195 to 497 and encodes 100 amino acids. The record is from RefSeq and is a predicted model, not a curated record.
AACAUCAUUCACUCGAGUAUAUAGCAUCGCCUCACGGCCCCCAUAACUCCCAACCGUCGGUUCAUCAUCAACCAGUCUCACCACUCCCUACACCUUCUGAACAGAAAUCCAAGCAGUUAAUUGCCCAUCCUUUCCACACCACCCUCUCAAGCACAGACCGAAAAUGGGCGUCCUCACUCCCCCCAAGACCAACGAUGAGUACAAGACGAGGAAGGCUGGGGCUGGUACUUAUGGAGGCACUUCCAAAGGAGGAUCAUCAGGUGGUUCUGGCGGCUCUGGCACCAGUGGUUCGGGCACCAGUGGUUCUGGCUCGGGUAAUUCUGGCUCAAGCAGUGGCGGUCAAGGUACUUCUGGCUCUGGUUCUGGCUCUGGUUCCGGAAAUAGUGGCGGUUCAUCUGGUGGCAAUUCGGGCUCGGGAAGUGGUGGUAAGGACUCGAAGUAAUCUGGUGUCGGGUGCCUGGACACAGGUUAGGCGGGCAGGUGAUGUGAAGUGGUGAGUAGAAGAUGUGUGAUUAGAUGGUUCAGUCACUAGACAGGGCAGUGAAUGAAGUGUAUUGAGUUCA